Molecule: messenger RNA, 2815 nt
Organism: Portunus trituberculatus (swimming crab)
Lineage: Eukaryota; Metazoa; Arthropoda; Malacostraca; Decapoda; Portunidae
Product: protein brambleberry-like
Exons: 13
Coding region: 130-2181 (683 amino acids)
Source: RefSeq, a predicted model, not a curated record
GACUCGUCAGGGAGUGCCGUUGGGAAGGUAACAGAGACACUCCCGUCCACAGGCAACUCAACUGAAUGUGUCAACUCAAUAACAACUUCUACCGUUCAAUUUCAAGACCUGUAGCGUCAUAACUCCGAUAUGAGAUUGCUGGUGGUAAUACUCGUGAUAUUUCUAGUGAACCAGUGCCAAGGGGGACUGUUUUCAUGGCUGUUCAAGAAGAAGAAAGACGAGGAGAGGCAGGACAAGGCAGCGGCAGCGCCCAACUCAAAUGGACACUUGGAAAAUCCAGCAGAAGCUAAAGAAGUUGCUACAACUGCCAAAAUUCCAUUUGAGAUCAAGUCUUCAGAUGAGAAGUUUUUGAAGGAGGCCACAGAGCUUGGCACCAUCAAACUGUCAGAGUUGGAUGUGUGCCACCAUAAGGUUGUCCUUGCUCUUGAGAAGUCUUGUGGAGAGCUGAAUGAAGAGGAUCUGUCCAAAGUGGCUGUGAAUCUUUUGAACUGUCAGUCUGCAAUUGAAGAUCGAGCAGUGUUUCCCUGUACAAGUGAUAUGUCUCUUUCUGAAUGCACCAGAAACAUGGAUUCCAACACGUGGAAUGCUUACCACAUCGUGUCUAACCGUGCCCGAGCUGUGUGUUACGCAUCCCGGCAGGAACAGUUUGGAGCCAAGACUCAGAUGGCUGUGAAUGUUUUGAUGCAGACUGCUGAGGAACAGAUAAAGUCCAUGAGUGAUUUACAGGAGGGUCAGAUGGCACUGGGGAAAGCUACGUCUGACACCCUUGACAGCCUCAGCCAGGGUCAUGAGCAUCUGAAGCACCAGCAGCAGCAGCUCUCCACAGCACACCAGCAUGUCCACAGCUACAUUUCACUCAAUCUGAGAGAGCUGUCAAGAGAGAAGAAGCUGAUUGCAUCUGGACAGAAGGAACUUGCUCUUAUAACAGAGUCAAUCAAACGGAAAAUUGAGGAAGCAAAGCAACAACUAAUGAGCCAAGAAGACAAGCAGAGAGCCAGCCAUGAUGUGAUUCUCCAGGAUCUCUCAAGGAUACAGGACAAUGCACUCAAGAUCUGGCAAAAGCUUAAUGCCAGCACACAAAACAUCCUGCUCGCCCAUGAAGAGACAGUGCAGCAGUACAGCCGCCUGAGUGACGACGUGCAGCGGAUGAAUGCCACAGUGCACCACCUCAUGGACAUGCUGCAGUCCACCAGGCAGGGGGUGGAGGACCAGCUGUCGUGGAUCACCUCCCUGGUUGGUGGCACGGACAACACUGUGCAGAAGGUGUACACUUGUGUCCUCCACUCUGGCUAUUUCUUGGUGGCAAUGAUCUCGGCGACUUUCCUACAGGUGCCAUACUUAACCCGCGUGGCCCUGGUGGUUCUGGUGCCACUCAAUGCUUUCUCAGAGAUCAAGCAUGAAACAAGUCUGCAGUUCUCCACACUCACCACCGUCUUGGCUCUGUGUAUCAUUGUGAAUCUGACAUUGUCCUGCUUGUGGAGUCUGUAUAAGCAUCACAAGAAGUCUAAGUGUGAGGAGAAGUCCUUCCUUCACCUAACUGGAAGUGUUCUGGAGAGGACACAGGAACUGGAUCAACACUCAUCACUACAAUAUGGCAAUAACAGAUCUGCCAGCACCUCCUCCUCCUCCCCAUCUUCAUCAUUACUAAAAAAUUGUGAUUUCUCCAGUGAUGAAGAGGAAGAGGAACAUUCUCCUGUUGCACCAUCAAGCAUCUCCUUCCUGAGAAGAAGCACGUUAAGUGGAGGUAAAGUAAAUACAUUGGAAACACAUAAGGAAGCUGACUGCUUAGUACAAGACUCAGACCCAGAAUCAGAACACAUCACACCAGAGAAGAAUGGAGAGCUAGAUACAACGGCAAAGACCUUGUCCAAUGUUCGCUGUCGUCUGCUUGACCACAUUGAUACUUAUCAGCCCAAGAUGUUUCACCACAACUUAUCAGUCGACAAGGGAAACACAGCCUCAAGUAGUCCCUUGAAAGAAACUGUACUGAAUAGAAGUAUUGUGUCAUCAAAAAGUCUCACACCACGGAAACUUUGUGCUUCUGUUUGUAAAAAUGGACAGUUGUGUCGUAACAUGGUCACAGGAGGAAGUGUGUAUUGCCACAGGCAUGGUGGAAGCUCCCGUGAGAGCACCCCGAUGUCCAGGGGGACCUCUCGGAGAAACACUCCUCUCCGUAGUUGAAGGUAGUUAUGAAGUCAAAAGUUGGUGCUAUUAGUGAAGCAACUUGUGUAUUUUAGUGAUAUUAAAUAUAAGUUGAUAUGUAUUAUAUACAAGGAAAUGUAUAAUAUGUAUCCUUUUUAACAUUACUUAAUAAGCUCCUUUUUUCUUCUACUGUCUCUCCAGUCUCUAUUGUAUUUAUGCCUUUUUGGGGAAAGGGAAAGCAACUGCAUUUGCUUCCUGGCAUUUUGUUAGAUAGCAAAUUGACAAGCAAAGUUAUAUAUGUACACUUCAUGAUGUAAAAUGCUGUGUUUCUUGAUUGUGAAGUCUUGACAUGAUUGAAGUUCUUACAUCCAUUUAUUGUCCACCAUUGAUCUCAAAUUGGUUGACUUUACAGUGUAAGGUGUGAAUUCCUUUCCUGGCUUCCUCCCUCCAAGGAAAGUGUCAGACUGGCUUGCUUCUGUCCUGUUGGGUGCCUCUUAAUGUAAUGGGGAGAGGAAGUUCCUUUGGACAGUUUGGGAUUUACAAAGCUCUUGGGACAUUCCAUAUGAUUGAUAUUUAAUACUUUUAUAUUUAGAAAAUAUGUAUACUAGAGAUAAGUCAUCCAAGUUUUAUUUAUAUACAGUAAAAGAUCAAUAAAGGUCAAUCAGUGCUUUAA